Molecule: messenger RNA, 1005 nt
Organism: Podarcis lilfordi (Lilford's wall lizard)
Lineage: Eukaryota; Metazoa; Chordata; Lepidosauria; Squamata; Lacertidae
Source: the annotation of a GenBank genome assembly
AUGGUGAAGAAGGGGUCAUUAGACCGGUUGGGUGACUUUGACUUUUGCUCGCCAGAAACCCGUGUUCUCCUCUGCUACUUGGUCUUACCAACCUUGACAACCCACCAGACCCGGGAGCUAUUCAUCUGCUCACCAACUUAUACCCUCCUAGAGAAACUCAUCCUAACCCGCGAUAAAGCUUGGAAUCAAGCCCAAUGCUUGAAUGGCUCCUAUACACUUUUUUCUGAUGGCGAAGUCUUCCAACCAAUUAACUGGACAUUACUGGACAAUGGGGGAGGAGAGUCUGUUUAUACAGACCGGAAUCACCCAACCGACCGCCUGAUCCAUGGAUUUUAUUGCCAACGUGUCGACUCCACACCCCGACCCACUAUCCUCCAAGGGGUCUGUCUAUGGAGAUUCUGCUGUGUAUGGGACAUUGGUCUGGCCUCUACAUGGGAGGGCAAGGCCUACCUGGAAGGCUGGUACCACUCCACUACUGGCCCCGCACCCACAGAGUGGGACACUACUGGCCCACAAAGGUGCGGGGGACUGGCUGCAAACCUCACCUAUCUAUACCACCAAUACCCCUUGCAUCCCGUAGGCACGGCACCCCGACAAAGGGGGGAACUGUUGGUGUCAAGUAUACCUACCAAUGAAGACCUCCUCUCCACUUGGCCCUCCAAUUCCUACGUAAAACUCGUCUCAAAAAUUGCCAAGCAAGUGACCUUGGACAACUGCUGGAUCUGUGCAAAUGCCCCAGCUCAUGUCCAAAGUGGCAUUCCCUUCCUUGGAGUGCCCCUCACUUUACAACAACACCUUUUCGCCAACGUGGAAUUUUGGAAUUUAACCGCAGUGAACUUGACCCAUCAAUACAUCUACUUGACUGGACCUACCAAUGGGGACCUGUGCCGGAAAUUCAGUGGCGAGGACAGGAUGAUCGGAGAUAGUACCUGUAAGUACACCGUUGACAUUACUUUGUCCGGUAGAAUAACUCCCUUCCCUGUCAACGUGUUUUGGGGAAGGUGA